AGUGUCUGUGUAAGCAUUCCGCUUCGAGACGCGCACCUCCCUGCGCUGGCUGCACAGUUGCUGUGACGCUCGCACGCAGACACGCUCACACAGGCAGUGCUGCUAGUGUGUCGCUGAAGGCUGCAUUUCCAAACGCAGGCAGCCUGGCAUCAUCGUGAUAAUAUUCUCUACAACCAUACAGGCAGGAGGCGGACACAGAGGCUGCGGAUUGCACAAGCGACUCUUUUGUCGUUGUUGUAGAAUACAGGGAUAUUUAACUUAAAAGAAGAAGCUGCCAGUUGACGCUGAAAGAACAGAGGCGUUUUAAAGAGCCCCCGAGCUCUCAGAAUCCUGCCCAACCUGCAAGGGCAUCUGAAAGCAGCCUUCAUCUCAACGAGUGUAACCGGGCGUGUUUCCCUCCUGAGAGGUGUGUAGUUCUGGGAUCAUGUGACAGUGGACUGCCCGGUGACAGGUUUCCUCUUCCAGCAGCAGAGAGAGUGAGGAGGCAGGCAGGCAGGGUUCACCCACUCCGAGCCGCUUCGUACCCGAGCUCGGAGAGACGGACUGAGCGAUGGGCGUCGGCAAGAACACCAAGUCUGCGGAGGCAGGGGGCGGGGCCGACGGGAAGUACGACGACGAAUCAAAACAGUCGGAGUCGUUCUAUCCUGUGGUUGUCAACGGAGGAGCCCAGUCUAACGGGGACCAAGACACUGAAGACACUGAGCUCAUGGCAAUCUACUCCAAAGAGAACGGCACCACGGAGAAGAGCUCUCUAUCAGAGACGCUGGACAGCGCUACCAGUCUGGACGCCCAGCGUAUGGACAUGAUCUACACUAUUGAAGACGUCCCUCCCUGGUACCUCUGUGUAUUUCUGGGCAUGCAGCACUAUCUGACGUGCUUCAGUGGCACCAUCGCUGUCCCCUUCCUCCUCGCUGAGGCCAUGUGUGUCGGGUUUGACCAAUGGGCUACGAGCCAGCUGAUUGGCACAAUCUUCUUCUGCGUGGGCAUCACAACGCUGCUUCAAACAACCUUCGGGUGCAGGCUCCCUCUGUUUCAGGCCAGUGCUUUUGCCUUCCUUGCCCCGUCCCGUGCCAUCCUCUCCCUGGACAAGUGGAAAUGCAACACCACAGAUGUCUCAUUUAUGAACUCCACUCAGUUACUGCACACAGAAGAUAUCUGGCAUCCACGGAUACGAGAGAUCCAGGGUGCGAUCAUCGUCUCCUCUCUGAUCGAGGUCUGCAUCGGUUUUCUGGGGCUCCCUGGGGUUCUCCUGAAGUACAUCGGGCCCCUGACCAUCACCCCCACCGUGACGCUCAUCGGCCUGUCCGGCUUCCAGGCCGCCGGGGAGCGAGCGGGCAAGCACUGGGGCAUCGCCAUGCUGACUAUUUUCCUGGUGCUGCUCUUCUCCCAGUACGCCCGCAAUGUCCAGUUACCCUUCCCAGUCUACAAGUCCAAGAAAGGCUGGACUGCUUACCGUCUCCAGCUCUUCAAGAUGUUUCCUAUUAUCAUGGCUAUCCUGAUGUCCUGGCUCAUCUGCUUCAUUUUCACCGUGACGGACGUCUUCCCCCCCGAAAAGGACAAGUACGGGUACUACGCCCGCACAGACGCGCGCCAGGGCAUCCUGGCCGCAGCCCCCUGGUUCAAAGUGCCCUACCCCUUCCAGUGGGGAGUUCCGACGGUGUCUGCGGCCGGCGUGAUCGGCAUGCUGAGCGCGGUGGUGGCCAGCAUCAUCGAAUCGAUCGGUGAUUACUACGCCUGCGCCCGCCUCUCCUGCGCCCCCCCACCUCCCAUCCAUGCCAUCAACAGGGGGAUUUUCAUUGAGGGGCUCUCCUGUGUGCUGGACGGCAUGUUCGGGACGGGGAACGGAUCGACCUCCUCCAGCCCAAACAUCGGAGUGCUGGGGAUCACCAAGGUGGGCAGUCGGCGUGUGAUCCAGUACGGCGCUGCGAUGAUGUUGCUGCUGGGCAUGGUGGGGAAGUUCAGCGCGCUGUUCGCCUCUCUGCCAGACCCCGUCCUGGGGGCGCUCUUCUGCACGCUGUUCGGGAUGAUCACGGCGGUCGGCCUCUCUAACCUCCAGUUCGUGGACCUGAACUCGUCCCGGAACCUCUUCGUUCUGGGGUUCUCCAUCUUCUUCGGGCUGGUGCUGCCCAGCUAUCUGAAAGAGAACCCACUGGUCACAGGUAUCGAGGGGAUUGACCAGGUCCUGAAUGUCCUACUGACCACGGCCAUGUUUGUUGGCGGCUCCGUGGCGUUCUUGCUGGACAACACCAUCCCAGGCACGGCGGAGGAGCGCGGGAUCAAGAAGUGGAAGCGAGGGAUUGCCAAGGGGAAUUCCGAACUGGAGGGCAUGGAAUCCUACGACCUGCCCUUCGGAAUGUCUUUCCUCCGGAGGUACCGGAUAUUCCAGUACAUGCCCAUCAGCCCCACCUUCGCGGGGUACAGCUGGCGGCCCUGCGCCAAGAAGGGGACCCCCGAAAACAGAGGGGCGCAGGAGAGCGGCGGAGGGAGAGAGCUGGGGGUAUAGCCUGGGUAGGGGGGGGGCGCCGUGAUGCGACCCCCAGGUAGAGUGGGGGGGGGCCGAGGUUUUAGUUUGUUUGAAGAUUUUUAAAACGUUUUAAAAAGUGCUUUUUAUUUUUUUUAUUUUUUUUUAAAAGCCGAAAUGCACUAUUGAAAUUCUGAAAGGAAAUUUUGAAAUUAUUAACAGUAAUUGAACCCGGCUGUGCAAGUACAUUAGAAAUCCCGUUUGUAGUUGGAGCUUUCUGACUGUCUGUGCUUGUUAUAGGAGGUCGGAAGUUCUUUUUCAGACUAGAUACUGUAACAUAUGACCUUGCACUUGUAAUACAUAGUCUUAAUCCAGAGGACUGAAAGAUCCUUACCGACCAAAAAAAAAAAAAGUUUCCUUCAAAUCAUUUUUUUAAAGCGUUUUUUAAGACUUUGAAGCCGGCCCUCCUAACAGAGAGUAUAUCUGUGUGUGUACCUAUCUAUCAACGUAUAUCUGUCUACCUGCUGAAAAUCUUGAAACUGCUCUUGUCUGUUCUCCUCAUGGUCUCAAUAUGCAUCUAGUGAAAGUUCGGCAUUGUACGGAAAACCUGCACCUUAAUGAAAGGUCAUGAAGUUUAUUUUCUAUUCUUUUUUUUUUGUAUUGCUCCAGUGAGGAAAACGUUGUUAUGAAGCACAGGGCCCUGAUUCUCAAGCAAGUUGAAAUGUCCCACAGAUUCUGUUAGGAAGGCUUGGUGACCUGUAAGCGGGCACUUUCAGAGCGGAUUUCUGAUCGUUGUUGUGCGCUUCAGAGCUCAGCCAUUACUGCGCGAGUCAGGGAGGCACAAAUCUGCUCAGCUGAUUCUCAACGUGGCCUUUUUCAAACAAGAAAAAUCUUUUUCGCAACUUUUAAAAAAAAGUUUGCUAAGCUAGUUGCAGACAGAUAAAACUGCGUUACCAUAAAAGUUUCGUUGAAGUUUUGCAAGUUACUGAAACGCACAUCUUCUAGGAUACCAAAACAAAUGUGCCAAUUUUUUUACACUGGAGCAAUAAAAAUAAAAAAAAUCUCUUAGAUGGGAAUUAAAACUCCAAUUGCAUAACAGCGCAAGCUAUUCCAGGUUUUACUGUGAGCUUCUGUUAUCGUGUUGCGUUCAGCCUGCUGUGCAAUACGAGUGCGCUGCAGGAGUCUGCGUUUGACCGGCUCUCGCGGCUGCAGUUGCAGUGUUCGCCCACCAGGUGGUAGCCAGGAGCACUUUAGCGUGGUUCAGAGGCUCCCUCUCCUGGUUUAGAGAGGGUACUGCAGCUCCAGGUAUCUGCGGUGUUGAAUCAAAAACCAUACUACAGUGGCUUUAAAAAUUCACUAGAGAGAGCGGUCGAAACGCGGCUUAAAUUCCCAGCCUUGGGGGUAAAACCUUCUGUAAGUAGAUGUUAAUUAUAAAUAGUACUGUCAUUGUUAUUAUUAUUAUUAUUAUUAUUGUUGUCGAUGUUCAAACUUGUUAUAGAAACGAAAUGAAUGGUGGUGUCUAUGCAGUGUGUCUCAUUGCAGAGUAUUUAUUUUUUACUUCUAGUUUUUCUUUAGAUUAAUGGAGUGUCAGUACCUCCUGUUGGGGGGGUGGGGGGGGGGUAUAUAUGCUACAUUUGUGUAUUUAUUCAAUCAGUCACCUGUUAGUUGCCUAACACCUCUGUUAAAUACUAAACUAAGAGAUGUUUCUUCAUUAGGGUCGUUAAGAAUGGAGGGUUAGGAUCCCAACCCGUCUUUUAUAGACCUCGUGUAUUUGAUAUUUCUGGCCUUUUGAAAUGGGAAGACUCUUCCUAUAUACAUAUAAACGUCCACCCGCUGGCUCUCUCAUCUCUGCUGCUGCAGCAAGAGAGAGAAAGAGGAGACUGGGAGUUUGUACCUCUACAGAUUCCUUGCAGUAUAGCAGGGGUCUCUGGAGAGAGACAGGGUCGUUUUCACACCAGCUGAGUUCUCAGUUACUUCAUUGAACACUUCAUUGAACUACUCAUUAGCUUAAUUAGACCUUUUUAAUUGUUUUCAACUUUUAAACAGUUGGAGAUUUCAAGUUAACUAUUCCAUUUUAUAAGUAACUUGAAAUCUGGAACUUGUUAGGUGCUAAGGUCUAAUUAAGCAAAUUAUCAGUUCAAUUACGGGUCUAGUUAAGUAAUUGAGAGAUCAGGUUUAAUGAAAACCAGGAGACCCAGGACUGGGGUUGAGAACCGCUGGUGUAGAGGACAGGAAGUAUAGCUUUAUGUUUCCUGGGGGGGGGGGGGGGGGAGUUUAAAAAUACUUUUUUUUUGUAUUUUUUUAUUUAUCAUUAAAGACUUUCUACCCCACCCCCCUCCCGAAAAAAGAUAUAUAUCUAGAUAUAUAAAUAUAUAUUUUUUUAAGGAAUUAAAAGUUUAUAAGCCAGUCACAUUUGUUUACCUGUUUUUGUUAAAACAAAUGCAGCUACAAUACGGGGCCAAACCCUCUCUUGCAGCGAGUACAAAGUUGGUUUUAAUCCACACUACUUGAAUGCGUCUGUGUUUUGUAUUGUCUGGCUGGGCUGCAGUUCUGGCAUCUGCCCACCAGAUGGUAGCAAGGAGCCUCUCUUUAUUGUGAGGCUCAGGAUCGCCAUCUGGUGGAAAAGAAGGGUACUGCAGCUCCUUCUUGCACGCAAACAAUUGGAGCCUUAGGUCCAAAAGUAACAUUUUCUCAAGUCAGAGUUUAAUGGUUAUCGAUAAUAAGAAUUAUAUUUGAAUAUGUGACAGUUUUGCUGGCUUUGUUAGAUGAUUUGAACAGUACACAAAGUAAAGAAAUCAAUUCAUUGUAUCUCAAUAAAACAAAGUGAAAACAAUAAGUAUAGCCUUGCAUGUUCUCUCGUUCUUGCACCUGUAUGUAAUUCCCCAAAUUCACCUCCUCCCCAUGCAAAUGUAAUCAACCCAGGGCUGAGAUGGAAGCAAUGUCACUGUGAGAUUGUGGCUGUGAUGUCAGACCCGACCAUUGAAAUGAACUGACAUCUUCUUUUGCUGUUCAGCCCACAACCUGACCUGGGUUCGAAUUGCUUUCUGUCUUUUGAAGAUCUGCAAGUCGCUAGUGUUAAUAAAUGAGAACUGUUACAAAGGGGAACGUUUAUAGAAGAGGGGGAUUCUGGGUACAAACAAUAGCUGAAAAUGAAAUCCUUACUAUGGGAGGAGUUUCACUGUUAAUGGAGCAGAUUAAAAAAUGUUCUAAUAAUUACAAAGUAACCUGUCCUCAAAUGAGGACAGUGGCACUCAAUGGGUUAAGGUGCUUCAAUAGUAAAUAUUUCAUUUUUGAUCGUUGCUUGUGUGUCGGGGUGGGGGGGUACCCCUUAAAUUCCGAGAAGGGGACACUCUGUAGUGAUGCCAUCAUUUCGUUCGAUCAAUGGUGUAACGGGUAACGGUGAUUGUGUGUGUAUUUUCUUGGAGUUCGUUUCUUUGUUGCUGCAGUGGGAUUACACGUCCCCCAGUCUCUCUGAUCUCUCCAGCAGUGUCUGUCGUGAGUGUUUAACAUCGCCACUGCAACCGAUAUUUAACAGCCAGUUUCAAUCCCAGAUUUCCAAGUGAAAACGAUUUAUUCAUUUUAAACAAGUCUUUAUCAUCUCGGAAGUUGACAGACUUAAAAUAAAGAGCCCUGCUCAUUAUAUAAUGCAAAACUUUAAACACUCAAUCAAGGACGUACUUUAAGUCUAGCAGAGAAUGUUUUGGCCUGAAGGCUUCAUCAGCUAAAUCAAAGAGUCAGUUCUGAAAUAAUGCCUCCCGGUUAUAUCAGGCAGACAAACCCUCGUCCACUAGAGGGAGUACGGGAGCCGAUGUCAGCUCCACUCAGUGUGUGCAGAAUGCGACAGUCUGGCCUGUUGUUCUAAUGACACAUCUCGCCACAAUCUUUCAACUGGAAUAUCAAGACCAGAUCCUCCCCCGGUGUAGUGCAUUGUUAAACAUCCUUGAUCUAAACUGCUUUCAUUACUUUUUCUCUUCUGAUUUUGUAUUUAUUUAUUUAUUUUUAUUUACUACGAAACCCCUCUCCUCCCUCCUAAACGUUUAUCUGCGACGCGCUUGCACACUCCCUGCUUCCUGAUCGCUGAGUCUGCCUUCUACCCGAGAGACCAGACCCCAAACCUCGCUCUGCUCUCGCCCUUUACUUUGCAAUUGUAUCUGUGCCUCUUAAUGUAUUAAUAGAACUAGGAUUCACAUCUCAUAGGAGUAGCUCAGUCUGGAUUUUAAAUCUUUGUGAAAGUCCAAACUUUUGAUGAGUGCAAUUACGAUCCAGCUACAACACUAUAAGUUCACCAGCUCCAACCUCACUGUAAGUUUAAUGGUUCUUUCCCUGUUCACAUCCUGUGUUACAGGUACUUGGGCCCCACCUGAUACCGUGCCGCACUAUGUGCGGUUUAGAUGGGGGCCCUAUUUUCUGUAACACAGGAAGUGAAGUUAUAGUGUGGUGGCGCUGUUUGGCGCACAGAGUAACGGAUGUUACAAUCAGUUCAUUAAGCUUCAGCACGCAGGGAGCUGUUCUGUCUCGUACGUUUUGAGAAUAAAAUACAAAAAAAAGUGUCUGAUUCUGCCAUUUGGCGACUGUAUCCACUUUGAAUUGCCUACCACUGUACUAUAGGUCCACUUCCUGUGCAGCGGGUAAUAAGGUCCCUUCUGAUCCCGCAUGUACAACACAGUGGGCAAUUUGCCUAUAAAACACAUUUAAGUUUGCCUCAAAUCUGCAUGCAGUUUGCCCAUAUGGAGGCCAGCGAGUGUGUGGUUCAGGUAGGGUGCCAGUAUCCACUGCACAGAACUAUAAAUAAUGACUAUAGGGUGAUAUAGUGGUGGCCAUUGUGUUGUAUUAUUCUGUAUGGUAUACUGGAGUAAACUGUCAGGUUUUAGAGCAUUUUACAGCACUGGCUGUCUUAGAGCAUCAUGCACAAUUAUGUUGAUUACCUUUAACCCAUGAAGCGCCGUUGUACUCAUUCGAGGACCGGCUACUUUCUCAUUUUUUGGAGCAUUUUCAACUGGAGUCUACCUGAUUAUUUUAAUUUUCUGUUUAUCUAUAUUGUUAUGAUAACUGACUCUAAUUUUGUUAACCACAAAAGUCAAGUCUAAAUGUAACAAUUCUGCAAAUACAGCCCUUCAGAUGCGUUUAUGACGCCUCAAUAUAAAAUAAAAAAAUGAAGCUUAAAAAUGAUAAAUGUCUUGGUGUUUUCCUCCCUGCAGUGAUGAUCAAGCUCCAUUUUCUAUGUGUUGAGCUUCAUAGCCGGAGUGAGAUUUCACCGUUCUGUAUGGACACGUCUAACUGGACUGUCCUCAAAAUAGGAGGCAGCAGUUUGUAGCCCAAAAAAUUUCCACUUUACAAUAAAUAUUGAUUUUGUAUCAAACUCCAUAAAUAAAUUUCAUAAAUACAGACGGCUGGUGUUGCAAUCCAGGGAGAUUCUCCAGUGCUGUAAACUGCUCUUCAGAUCCAGCUGGGGCUGAUCAAAUGGACCCCUUGUUGUUAAUCGAAGUAAAGCUGCUAAAAUGAGUAUCAUGAUAACACUGGUGAGAGAUCGCUUGCAGGAAGGAGCUGUCCCGCUGCUGUGAGAGGUUUAUUGCUUGGUUUGUACCAGACCCUGGAUUCAGUUACAAUGACAAUGCAAUUCUGUACAGCUAUAAUUGGUUACAAAUAUGCUGCAGUGAUUAAAAUUACACUAAAAAGUAACCUAAAACAACUACAUAUAUUAACAUGUUUACUCUGAACCCAGAAACAAUCGCAGCUACAAAUACAGAAACAUGCUGUGCAAUUUUUUUUUUCUCAAACAAACGAGGUCAUCAAAAGUGGUUGCAAAUACAAGAGUAAUGAAUCGAAUGACAAAUGUGUAAUUGACUGUAGUGGAUCAGUGGUAUCAUUCUAAUUAUGCAGGCGUGCCACGGUUCAAGUGCACACAAAUUGUAGUUUGCCCUCGGUCUGGUUUGUACAGUUCAGAAAGAGUUUUUAUAAAUAUAAAUGUACUCCAGGUGUCUGCAAAUGUAAAAUGAAACAAUUGUGCAAAAUGUAGACAUGUUAUUAUUGCAUGCAAAGAGACAAGCCUUUCAAUUUUAUGAAAGGGAUAUCGAACCUGAAACUGAAGUGUUGACAUCAUCAUCAUCAUCAUCAUGUUUUCUUGUAUUAUUAUUUUCAAAUGCAUAUUUGCGAUGGAAUUGGAUCCAAGAUCCUUUCAGGCUGAAAAACGCAUAAAUUCUUUCUUUCUGUUUUUUUUAAAGAAAAAGACUGCUUGUGUUUUUAAAGGUAGUAGCUCUAUUGUGUUUUUUUCAUCAUAGUUAGAAUUUUUCAUAAUGUAUUUUUUUCUAACAUUGCCUCCUGUUCAUGUUUUAAAAUGUUCAAUAUAUUAAAGUGUGCUUUUAAUAACCUGGACCAGAUCUUGUGCUUAAAUAACAAUGACCCUGUUUUACUCUGUAUUCCGCAGACUGUCUGUUUAAUAAAAGCUCAUGUUGAAGAGAGAUCUUU
Acipenser ruthenus (sterlet) is the source of this 8926-nucleotide messenger RNA. RefSeq names its product solute carrier family 23 member 2-like. The record is from RefSeq and is a predicted model, not a curated record. Gene Ontology annotation, molecular function: transmembrane transporter activity. Lineage: Eukaryota; Metazoa; Chordata; Actinopteri; Acipenseriformes; Acipenseridae. The transcript has 17 exons. The coding region runs from base 551 to 2503 and encodes 650 amino acids. Gene Ontology annotation, biological process: L-ascorbic acid metabolic process; transmembrane transport. Gene Ontology annotation, cellular component: membrane.